Messenger RNA from Mycena citricolor, 5203 nucleotides. NCBI's taxonomy places the organism in Eukaryota, Fungi, Basidiomycota, Agaricomycetes, Agaricales, Mycenaceae. The record is from the annotation of a GenBank genome assembly.
CACCGUCGCUGAGCGGAUUCCUCCCACUAAACGGAUAUCCAUGGAAUUUUUCUCUCAGACGUAUGUCGCGCUACGAGGCCCGACCGGCGCGCCUCAGAGCGCCACCGAAACGAUCGCCCGGCUCAGUGAUCGACUUUCUCCGGCGACGCUGCUGGCCGACCGACGCGCUGCCGUGCUCUCGCUCAAGGGAUUGGCACGAGAUUGGAAGGAAGACGUGGGAGACCGGGCGCUACAAGGCAUUCUGGAUGUACUCGCCAAUGAUGCGGAAGUUGAUGUGGAUAUUGGAAAGGCCGCUCUAGAGACUCUAAACAUCCUCUGUGACGUGGAUGAGAACCGGGAGCUGGGAUUCAAGCACACGGAUAUAGUCCUUUCGAACGACAAGACCGUGCACACACUGUUUGCGCUCCUUGCGGACCAAGCCUUCUACACGCGCUUCGCGACGCUACAAUAUCUCUCUACGUUGCUCGAGAAUCGGCGUCAGAUUGUGCAGGGAUACUUCCUGAAAGCACCGGCCGGUCCGUCCAGCGUCAUUCUGGUCCUUGAAGACACGCGGCAGAUCAUUCGGAACGAGGCUGUAACGAUGGUACAAGCUUUGAUCUCCCAGAGUGUCGAAAUACAGAAAGUUCUCGCGUUCGAGGGCGCGUUCGAGAAGCUGUUUACGACCAUCACGCAAGAAGGUGGAGUGGAAGGCGGAGCUGUCCCUCAAGAAGUGCUGACCUGUGUCGACGGGCUCUUGCGUGGAUCUUUGCAGAGCUACUUCCGGGAACUUGCACUUCCCCCGAUACUUUGUUCCCUGCUUCUGUUUCCUCCUAAUUUGCCUCCGGAUCAACCUGCACCACAAGAGUUUGCUCUCCAGUUCUGGGAUGACCUCAAGGCUGCCAAUGUGACAUUAGUGGUGGGGAUCAUGGGAAUGCUGAUCAGCAGUGCAAAAGGCAACAGUACUCCAGAGGUGGCAGCCUAUACGCGUUGUCUCAUUGAAAUGGCCCUCGCAUCGAACGCACCAACGCCAUUGAAAACACAGGCAUUACAUCAUCUGCCUCCAAACGUGAACUAUCCACUGGCGGAAAUGAUUUUGACGCCGUACUGCCCGGUCCCGGACACUAAUGGGGAAGAAUGGGACCGUCUUGAACCUGCCACGGCUCUGGAUGUUCUCGUCGAACUCGCUCUGCACGGAGAAUACAACGGGGCUGACAGCGAGAAGCGUCUCAAAGACGGAUUGGAGUUGCGAACAGCAGCAGUUGGUGUUUUCGAGAACUUUGUCCGCCAAGACGAAGUGCGAUUGGCUAUCCUUCAAGCGAUGCUUCCGGCAGAGGGCUCUGAGAACUCCCAAGCAACACCACUUCUCCACUCGUUAUCCUGCCCGCCCAACACUUCUUCCGCCCCAGCUGUUGCCCCCAUCACGUCGACACACCUAUCCGUCUUCUUAUUCGCACAUCUGCUGCGCAGCUCGCCACGUGCGAAAGCGCUGGCUCGAUCCAUCGUGCCCCCCUCCCUACACUCCUUGGGCGAUCCAAAUGAUACCAGCGGCUUCUUCGUUCCUGCUGACGGCGGACCAGCACCCGGACCACCCGAGCCAGAACCAGAAGAUGAUGAGGACCCACCGCAGGCAUUGUUGCCGCUGUUGUGCGAACAUCUCUCACUUGCGUCUCUGGCACGUGCUCGCCUAGAUUCCUCAGAGCGAGAAGCUCGAGAAUGGGACCGGCUGGUUGGCGCUUACCUCUGUUUGCUGUGCCAAUGGCUAUGGGAAGAGCCUCUUGCCGUCAAGGAUUUCUUGGAUGCUGGAGGAUUGAGUGUACUGGUCGAAGCGAUCAACCAGACUGGCGAGACUGAUUCGGUGGCUCCAGGGCUGUGUGCUUUCUUGUUGGGUGUCUGCUACGAAUUUGAUCGCGAGCCGGGAGAAAUCACAAGGACCACUAUCUAUCCUAUCAUCAACCGCCUUGGUGUCGAAACCUUAGUUGGUCGCAUGACCCGACUGCGUGAUGACGAGCGGUUCAAGGCCGUUGGCCCCGACCUGGUUGUUUUGCCUUUCUCGGGAGCAACACCGGCCCAUGUCGCUGGCGUCAAGGGUGAUUCCGAGAAAGAGAAACAAGGGGAGAUAUGGUUUGAUUGGGCGUUCAUUGACUUCUGGAAGUCGAACUAUUACACUGUCCAGCGCAGCCUUUCCUCUCCUCCAGACCAGCUGGCAUCAUCUAACUCUGGUCCCAGUGCAGAGAGUGCUAUGCUCAUUGCCUCUCUUCGGGAUGUCAUCAAGAACCAGGCGCAGGAGAUGGAGGCUCUGAAGCGGCAGCUGCAAGAGAUGGAAGCUGCCCAUGCUGUCCAAAAGGAGGAAGCCAAAGGUUCGGCUAGUGCCGGUGUCCAGGAGAUCCAAGCACUGCAGUCCCAGCUCGCCAGUGCAAACGCCCAAGUUGCAGAGAUAUCGACCCGAGUUGCAGGGUUGACGGCUGACUUUGAAUCGUCAGAAAGUAAGACAAGGGAGCUGGAGAAGGAGCAGGAAGAUCUGCUUGUGUUGCUGGACGAAGUAAGCGCCAAACGCAAGACGGAUAAAGCUAGAAUGAGGGAAGCCGGGAUGGAUGUGUCGGAAGAUGAGGCGGACGAGGACGAGGAUGAGGACGAAGAGUGAGGCUCGCCUGUUGUAUAUCUGUUGUCGCCAUGGAUCGAGAAUUUGUAUUGCUCCGCUCGAUCGAUUCUGAGCUUGAGUCAAAGCAGAUGGGAGUUUGAGGGCAGUGUUUGAGACGGGAAGGUCGGGAGUCGAACUGGGUGCAUCUGAGGAAUAUACAAUGACAUAAACUGAGCCACGAUCAAAGAAACGGAUUCUCUCUCACACUCUCUGGGUCUUUGUGUGUCCUGAUGUUACAUGGUCCCAAGUGGCGCCCGACAAAGACCCUCUGUCAAGGACCUACAUUCUUGCUUGGAUUGUGCGCUUUGAUGUGAACCGUAUUAGGAAAUGCCCGGGCUUUGUCUUGACCUUUCAUGUCGGCUUGAUCUCUUUGUCCACCUCAAAGCGCGCAUCAUGCUCAAGCUCUGUCCAAAGCGCGAGGGAGCUUGCUUUAAAUCCGAAGGGAGGCAGUCGGCUCGAUUCAGCGACGAUCUCCGACGCCUUCCUUCGACCUGAAAGCCUCAGUAUCCUCGUUAUGGUCAACAUCUUCUCUUACUCCUGGGCUCAGAUCAGCUCCAAGUCCAAAAGAGCUAGAAAGAUAGCGAAGGACAGGAAGAGGUGUCCGGAUGUUGGACACUGCGUCUACCCAGUGUUACCAGCACGUCGGUCGGCCAGCUACAGGUCCGUGCUCGCCUCCAAGAAGUGCUCAACAAGAACGGUCUUAAAAGAGACCCCUUUCGUACCACUCAAGCAGCGCCGCAUAUGCGAGAACUGGGGCAUGCUGGAGCUAGACGACGAAGUCGAGCCGAUCGUUGUCGGAGGAAACUUCUAUACCUGGGAUAAAUCUCUUCCGCUCUCUUAUACGCCGUUGCCUCCACCACCUCGCAAGCCGCUCAAGCGUAGUCAGCUCGAAAGAGUCCCAAGAUAUCACGAACGUGGAGUGUGCAUGACUUGCUCGCCGGAGAGCGCACUUUCUUGUUCCAGUGUCCAGCUGAACGCAACAAGUGUCUGCGACCCAUCAUGGUUCGGCUAUGGGGCUGAUUUCGAGGAUUUCGACACAGGAGUGAGACUACAAGACGCAUCUGACUUCCCCCUGUUCCCUUGAUUCUUUCCGUUUACAACGUCCCACUAGUAGUUUUGUAGCUACUCGCCGCACAAAUCUAAAAUUAUCUAAUCUGCUUUGCGCAAUGGUAUCAACCUGUCACAGGUCAUACCUGCGUGACAGAACGCGCUGCAGACAAUCAUUGAGCACGCGGCGGGAGUUCCCGGAAACCUGUCUCAGUUUCUUGCCCGCUCUCUCCCAUGGAAUUUCACCCUCAGCGCCCUUUCGAUCGAAUCGAUGCACAUCCAAGACUUCAUUCCUUGCAGGUCAAAAGCACCCCGAUCAGCUAUACAGUCCAUACUUCAUCGUUGCGUCGCCCGCCUCCGGCCACUUCCACGCAACAGUUUCCCACACAUGCGUCCAUUAGUUUUCGCCCGAACGCUCUCAGGGAGACGCCGGCUAUCUUUCCGAGUCAAGUCUCAAUUCUCGAGUGCGAUGCAGACAAUGCUGUCGAGCGGCACAAUCGCUUUCACUCUCCUGCUGUCACUGCCAGUCUGACCGACGCCGACCAACAUGUCUGGAAUGGCUGUCACGCGGAGCAGCGUCCUGCAUCUGUUUCGAGCUCUUUUGCGCCCUGUUAUGUCUCUCUCCACUCCACCUCUGACUCGCGUUCUCCCCCCGAUCACAAGAGCUCGACGCCGUCCGAUUUCUAUGAUGAAAAUGCUGAGAACAUCAACCCCAAUCAAGAAGACUCAAGCAUUCACCCAAUGCUGAUCAAGAAUAAAUCCUGCGCAAUGCCUGACUUUCGCUCGGCGAACAUCCUCUGCGACUCGGGAGUCUCAGACGUUCCGGUGCCGAACGAGGAAGACGUUCUUGAGCUUGAGUCUGAGGAAGGCGAGGACGACGCGGGCGAGGGGGAGAGUCAAACCUCGGUGCUUGUUCCGAUUGCGGCGCCGAUUCCUCUGCCAUAUAAUGCACGGAGUAAGGAGAAUCAACGCUGGCCACAGAUACGAGGCAAUGGCCCGGUAGUGUCGAGCUGCCGUCGAGCGAUUCUGAGACGCGUCAAUCUGGACAUGCGAACCUGAACUUGAACCUGGAGUAUGCUGGGCCGCCACAGUAUCAGGAAUACGACCGGGUAGCAUGCAGUCAGACGGAAGUUUCGAAACCCCUGCGCAUCAGGUCGAUAUCACCCGCAACGUUCAUGGCCCUGACCGAACCUAUUCUCAUGGCCUGGUGGGAUGACUGACGCCACGUCGGCUCGACGUGAGAUCGUGCACUCUGAGACAACGUAGAUAUCAGUGUUUUCCAUCAAUAUGCACGGCUGAUCAUGAUUCUACUUCGUUCCGGAGCAGAACUGUUCUUGUUCAGUCCCCCACACAAGAUAUCAGUUCUUGGUAUUGGAAUUGCCGAUUUCGAGUGCGUCAUUUUACCGAGGUCAAUCAGAGAUUGGCGCAUCGAACUGCCAGCGACAUGAUUUGAUGAUGGUCCACUCCAAAAUGUGGAUCAUUGGAUGCCUCGCCAAGGAUCGCCGCUGUCCAUGCUCGUUGGAUACGGAUCCAUUACAU